This is a messenger RNA of Trichoderma virens Gv29-8, 1689 nucleotides long. RefSeq lists its product as uncharacterized. The transcript is spliced from 3 exons. Gene Ontology annotation, molecular function: damaged DNA binding; DNA-directed DNA polymerase activity. Lineage: Eukaryota; Fungi; Ascomycota; Sordariomycetes; Hypocreales; Hypocreaceae. Gene Ontology annotation, biological process: translesion synthesis. The record is from RefSeq and is a predicted model, not a curated record. The coding region runs from base 1 to 1689 and encodes 562 amino acids.
AUGGACGGCACGGGGGUCAAGAAGCCGCCCAAACGCCAAGAAGGCCGCAUCAUUUUGCAGUUUGACUAUGACUGCUUCUACGCUCAAGUAUUUGAGCAGAAGAACCCGGCUCUGAAAUCAAAGCCGGUUGGCGUCAAGCAGAAGAACAUCUUGGCUACGUGCAACUACAACGCAAGGCGUCACAAUGUCAAGAAGCUCAUGCUCAUCUCAGAGGCAAAGAAGAUAUGCCCGGACCUCGUUCUUGUGGACGGCGAGGACUUGACGCCGUUCCGGGACAUGAGCAAAAUCCUAUUCAAUUUCCUAAGAUCUCACUCCUGGAACGGCAAAGCUGAACGCCUUGGUUUUGACGAGGUCUUCUUGGACGUAACGGACAUUAUCGAGUACAACAUGUUCUGUCUCAACCGGGCUUCAAUGGCUGAGUCAUUCUUCUAUCUAUCCAAAAAAGACCCCGAGUUGGGCUUUGCAUGCGAUUUAACCUCCGUUGCAGGCUGCGUUGUCGGUGUAACCCCUGAUAGUGUGGAUUUGGAGAACCCCAUCUAUUUGAGGCACCUCCUGGGAUCGCACCUUGCCCAAUUCUUGCGACUCAAGCUGGAGCAAGACUUUGGCUACACGUCAACUUGUGGCAUCUCUACAAACAAGCUGCUGAGCAAACUUGUCGGUAGCAAGAACAAGCCGCAGAAUCAGACAACGCUGCUUGCAUUCAAUGAUGAGGAUAUCAUCAAUUUUGUCGACGGACACAAGCUUCGCACUAUCCCGGGGAUGGGCUCCAAGAUCACGCACCUUUUGGAAUCCCAUAUCUUGUCCAAGGAACUUGACAAGGAUUCCGGCCCGUUCGAUUCUCUCGUGACCGCACGAGAAGCCCGUCUUCAUCCAACCAUCUCGCCAUCGUUUCUAGAGACCCUUUUGGGCGGCCCUGGGGCGGAAAGAGGUAUCGGAUCUCGAGUCUGGGGUUUUCUUCACGGCGUGGAUCCUACUGAAGUUAAAGAAGCCAGCGAUGUACCGUCGCAGAUUAGCAUCGAAGACACCUACAAGGGCCUUGAAACGGUGCCCAAAAUAACAGAAGAGCUUCACAAGCUGUCCUGUUCUCUCAUCCGAAGAAUGAGGGUAGAUCUCGUCAUCUUGGACGACGGUUCGGAUAUCCCAGGCAGUCGCAAGUGGAUUGCCCGGCCAAGGACGCUUCGCCUCUCGAUACGAUCAUGGCCGAAGGCAGAUGCUACCCAACCUCAAAAUUUUGGUCGCGUGUCUCGGUCAGGGCCGUUACCAAACUUUGUGUUUGAUCUCAAGACUGAUAUUGAAGAAAUUGCCCAACAGCUAGUCGCGGAAGCGCUGCUGCCAUUGCUUCGCCGCUUGCAAAAUGAAAAGGGUCAGACGUGGAACCUGCAGCUGAUUAAUAUCUGUGCUGCAAACAUGGUUACCGGAGCUACUGGUGACAAGACGGGGGCAGGACGGGACAUUGCCACCAUGUUCAAGAAGCAGGACGAAGUGCUUGCUCCAUGGAGAAUCACAUCUGACGAUACUGACGAAGAUGAGAAAAUUAUUGGAAAUGAAUUGGAGAACCCCUUGUCUGAAGAUUCUGAUUCUGACAUUUCUUGGGAAGCCACAGACAAUUCUAUUUGCACUACUUGUGGCCAUUCUAUACCUUCGUUUGCCCUCUCCGCGCACUCGAGAUAUCAUGAGCUAGGGGAAUGA